This is a messenger RNA of Cyclocybe aegerita, 336 nucleotides long. Lineage: Eukaryota; Fungi; Basidiomycota; Agaricomycetes; Agaricales; Hemipholiotaceae. The record is from the annotation of a GenBank genome assembly.
AUGGAUCAUUCCAAAGAUACAAGCUGUCUCGAGGUGCCAAAACCGUCGGCCUCCAGGACCGAAUGCUUGAUGGAUGGUGCCACUCUAGCCUGCGGUCUCCUCAAACAUGUCGGGUCUAUAUCCUCAGUCCCCGUUUUGAGCGAAGCUACCGGUAUUGCACUGCAAAUGCUCAAACUAGCUCAGGACGUCCGGGGUAACAGAGACGCUCUCAUAUCGCUCAGGGAGGAUGCCUAUAAUCUGAUCAACGCGACUGAGAUCGAAUGUCGCAAUAUCGAGAAGUCAGGAGGGGAAAUCCCGGACAGACUGAACCUCCAUAUCUGUCACCUUCUCCGGUGA